This is a messenger RNA of Selaginella moellendorffii, 954 nucleotides long. Its product is annotated as pentatricopeptide repeat-containing protein At2g34400. Bases 1 to 954 code for a protein of 317 amino acids. Gene Ontology annotation, biological process: RNA modification. The transcript is spliced from 5 exons. The record is from RefSeq and is a predicted model, not a curated record. NCBI's taxonomy places the organism in Eukaryota, Viridiplantae, Streptophyta, Lycopodiopsida, Selaginellales, Selaginellaceae. Gene Ontology annotation, molecular function: RNA binding; protein binding.
AUGGCGCCAGGGCGAGCUCGGAAUCCCCAGUUCCUGGUGGCGCCACGGCGAGCUCCAUCGGAUGGCCGCUUUGCUACUGCGGGAGCAAGUCGGAUGGCAUCUCGUUUUCACUCUCUGAAACUUAUGAGGAAGCACGGCUCGCUAGAAAAUCUAGUAAGUGCAGCGGCAAUUCGGACGGUUGUGAAGCCAUACAUGCAAGAUGCUCUCAAGGAGCAUUCCGUGUUGCUUGAGAAAAACUUGGAAGUUUUGUCCUUACGCAGGUUGUUUAGCAGCGGUGAACUGAUCAGGCUCAAGAAACCUCAGGGUCUUUCAAAUGAAGUGUACAGACGAAUGCAACGUCAGGGAUUGAAACCAGCCAUUGGCAUUGUUGUUGGUGCUCUCAAGAGUGGAAAUGGUGAAAUGGCUCUACAGUUGUUUGCUCCUCUGGGAGACGAAGGGUACAAACCGGAUCGAGUAUCAGUUCCUGGUGCUCUCAAGGCUUGUUCCAGCUUGAUAGAGAAGGAUUCCGGGCAGGCUUUGGAUGGUCAACGGGUGGUAUUCUUAGAGAGGAGCAGGGAGAUUCACAGGAAAGCAGUAAAACUUGGCUUAGACUCGGAUCUCUUCGUCGCGAGCACCUUGAUUGAUCUUUACGCAAAAUGUGGGAGCUUGACAGAGGCUCGUCGAGUUUUCGAAGGAAUGAGCCAUCGUAGUGUGGUGACAUGGAACUGCAUGAUUCUCGGGUAUGCCAGCAGCGGCGAGGGUGGUGAAGCUCUCGAUAUCUAUGCUCGAAUGCGUCGUGGAGACACUCCACCGGAUGCUUUAACUUUCAUCGCAGCGCUGAAAGCUUGUUGCCGUCUUGCGGACGAGGAACUUGCCCAUGCCCCGGCACGCAUUCGUGGCAUGUUUGUUCCCCCAUCGAUGGAUCGAUCAGUUGUUUAUGGUGAAGAAGAAACGGAAGUCUUGAAGAUUCAGUAG